AUGGAUGAAGGAUACCGCAUGGCUGAUGCCUUCUGCCUUGGCGGUUCUGUUCUGUUCAGCAGUUCUUUUCUGUUCUCCUCAAAAGCCAACAUAACACACAGUUGUUGUUUUCUGGAAGAAGAAGAAGAAGAAGAACGAGAAGAAGAAGAAGAAGAAGAAGAAGAAGAAGAAGAAGAAGCUGCUGCUGUUGUUGAUGCUGCAAAGCAGCCUAUAUAUCUGCAACAAAUUCAAUUCGAUGUUCCACGAUGACAUGGAUAUUCUCCGGAGAGUAGUUGCAUUGGAUCACAGUUAACUAAUGGCUAA
This is a messenger RNA of Enterobius vermicularis (human pinworm), 303 nucleotides long. Lineage: Eukaryota; Metazoa; Nematoda; Chromadorea; Rhabditida; Oxyuridae. The record is from the annotation of a GenBank genome assembly.